Paraglomus occultum is the source of this 477-nucleotide messenger RNA. Lineage: Eukaryota; Fungi; Glomeromycota; Glomeromycetes; Paraglomerales; Paraglomeraceae. The record is from the annotation of a GenBank genome assembly.
AUGAAAAUUUUCACAACUUCACACAUAUUCCGCUAUCCCUGGACACAAGUAAGCGCCGCAAAUUGGCGCAAAUACCCAAACGAGAACUGCCCUCACGUAAUAGCAAUAGACGUAAUCGACCAACACGUUGAUCCGGAGACAGCAUCAGUCACGUAUGCCAGGGAAAUCAGCGAAAUAGACCCAAAGAAUAAAGUAUUAAAGAUGACAAGCUGGAAUUUGAAUUUGAAGCAUUUGGUCAAUGUUGCUGAGACCGUUGUGUAUUCGGAAGAUCCCGAAGAUUCAUCAAGAACUUGCUUUACUCAAGAAGCAAGCAUAAAGUGCGGAGAAUCUCUCGAGCGCUUUGCGAAUUAUAUCGAAUCUUUUUGCGUCCAGCGAUUCCAUGACAAUGCACAAAAGGGGCGUCAAGGAUUUGAAAAGGUGUUAGAACGACUGAGGCAGAGCAGUGAUGCGACAUCGUACUGCACAAGAAACGCAUGA